Neltuma alba is the source of this 1576-nucleotide messenger RNA. RefSeq names its product post-GPI attachment to proteins factor 3-like. Gene Ontology annotation, molecular function: hydrolase activity, acting on ester bonds. Gene Ontology annotation, cellular component: endoplasmic reticulum membrane. The record is from RefSeq and is a predicted model, not a curated record. Gene Ontology annotation, biological process: GPI anchor biosynthetic process. The coding region runs from base 102 to 1184 and encodes 360 amino acids. NCBI's taxonomy places the organism in Eukaryota, Viridiplantae, Streptophyta, Magnoliopsida, Fabales, Fabaceae. The transcript is spliced from 5 exons.
UUUCCGACUCGCUCUUCCCACUCACUUGACCCACCUCCUUCCCUUCCCUUCCCUUCCUCCUUCUCCUUCACUAUAUGUGAAACAAACUGUUCUCUUCGUUAAUGCGAAGCUCGCAAAUCUUGGACGCCCUUUCACUUCGCAUUUUCAUGACUCUCAUGCCUCGAGUUCACUGCUUAUUGUUUCUUGCUGCCUUCUUGUGCCUUGUUGCUGUUUUCGUCGCCGGCGAUGGUGAGACUGAUCCGCUUUACAAGGACUGUGUGGACCAGUGCAAGAAAUCUGGAUGUGUAGGGAAUAGAUGCUUUCAACAUUGUAAAUUCUCUUCUGAUGGAAAACCAAUUGAUGGCCCAUGGUAUACGAAUGAACCUCUCUACCUAAGGUGGAAACAGUGGGACUGUCAGACCGAUUGCUGGUAUCACUGCAUGCAGUCUAGAGAGGAAGAACGAAUGAAACUUGGUGACAAGCCUGUCAAGUAUCAUGGAAAAUGGCCAUUUCGGCGUGUCUAUGGGAUUCAGGAACCCGUAGCUGUUGCACUCUCUGCCCUUAAUCUUGCUAUGCAGUUUCAUGGUUGGGUAUCCUUUUUCAUUCUUGUGUACUAUAAGCUCCCUUUAAGGCCAGAUAAGAAGACUUAUUAUGAGUACACUGGCUUGUGGCAUAUCUAUGGGGUCCUAUCAAUGAAUUCAUGGUUUUGGAGCGCUAUUUUCCAUAGUAGAGAUGUGGAAUUCACCGAGAAGCUAGAUCACUCAUCUGCUGUGGCCUUACUUGGAUUUUCCCUCCUUCUAGCAUUACUGCGUGCUUUUAAUGUGAGAGAUGAGGCAGCGAGAAUCAUGGUUGCUGCUCCCUUGAUUGCUUUUGUGACAACUCAUAUUCUGUAUCUGAAUUUCUACAAACUUGAUUAUGGUUUGCACAUGAAAGUCUGCAUGGCAAUAGCAAUUACCCAUCUCCUUAUUUGGGCAAUUUGGGCUGGUGUUUCACGCCAUCCAGGGCUGUGGAAACUGUGGCUGGUAGUGGUGGGAGGAAAUCUGGCUAUGCUCUUUGAGAUAUACGAGUUCCCCCCUUACAUGGGCUAUGUGGAUGCUCAUGCACUUUGGCAUGCAACGACCAUUCCAAUUACAUACCUUUGGUGGAGUUUUGUAAGGGAUGAUGCUGAGUUUAGGACCUCCACACUCCUCAAGAAGGUAAUAUAAUGUUGGCUCAAUGGACAUAAUUCAGAUGGUGGAUCGGUUCAGAUCAUCAAGGACAUGCCUUGAUUACUUUGUUAAUACAUCCCUAGUUUUUUAACUUUUUCCUCGUGCAUGCAUUUGUUUCAAAUGCUUACCACGAUGGCCCCCACUUUGUUUUUGUUUCUGUUUUUCCCCCCAGUAUAUGAGGGAUGCUACUUCCUUUAUUGGAAUUUAGAUUUAGAUUUGCAUAUGCCUAUUUCUCAUAACCCAUGCCUCCAAAAAAUUCAUAGUAAGAAGCACACCGUAUCGUUGAUAUAAAUUGACAAAUAUCUAUGUAAUAGAAGGCGAAGUUUACCAUAAUAGAUGUUUAAGCGUAUCUUAUUUUUCAAAGUUUCAUUUUUUACAAGUUAUUGGUU